Perkinsus marinus ATCC 50983 is the source of this 1950-nucleotide messenger RNA. RefSeq lists its product as hypothetical. The record is from RefSeq and is a predicted model, not a curated record. Bases 1 to 1950 code for a protein of 649 amino acids. NCBI's taxonomy places the organism in Eukaryota, Perkinsozoa, Perkinsida, Perkinsidae. The transcript has a single exon.
AUGAGUGCCUCUAGCGCUGGAGAGGAUCUCAGCCGUUAUCAGAGGAGCCGGGCUAAGGCGGCCAGGAGCCGAUGUAAGCGAACCUCUGAGAGGCUAGCCACUAAGACAGCAGCAGCCUCAUCCGAGUGCUCUGUCUCUACAGCAAGGCACGGCUAUCACACGAGGCUAAAUCCGUUGAGUGGGAGUCAGCUUCGCAAUGUUGGACAUGUUGGGAAGAGAUCUGGGCCAGUCAAGAAGCGUGUAUCAAAACUAGUACAGCGUAAGGGAGCGCGCAGGCCAAGUAAGCGAGAGCUGGAGAUCCGAGAAGCGCGAAAUGCCGCUUGGAGAGAGAAGACAGCCCGAAUGAAGGAGCAGUUGCUGGUUGACAAUCCAUUGGAUGAUAUUUCAUGGGAUAUGAAGGAGAGGUUGGCAGUUUACUUCGUUUUAAAGCAAGCCUAUGUCACACAGCCAGGCUCGAUAGCGAAAUAUCUAGCGGGUUCAGAAGUUGCUGCUUUGAUGGGUCUUUCGCCGGGGAGUGUAGCUGCUUGGAUUCGAGAGUAUGAGAUUAAUAUGGAGCUCUCUCAGAGUAAGAGGGGAAGGCACAGUAAGACCUUUUCUCCAAUGUAUGACGAGGCUUUUGCUGACUUUCGUAGGAAGCUCAAAGCAUACGUGAAGUCCGAGUCAUUGGGGAAACAGGGGACGCCUAAUUUGACGGUAAAGACUGUCGCACAGUGGGUUAACACGGAGUUGGGUCUCGAAGGCGAUGAUUGCUAUUCCGAAAGAAGCGUCGGAAGAUGGCUGCAUUAUUUAGACUUCAAAAUCUUCACUCUCAAAAAGACUCUGUACGUUGAUGGACAUGAGCGAUCUGAUGUAGUAGCGGACCGACAGAGGUUUGCCCAUGCCUUGGAUGAGGUUUACCCAUCACUGUUGACCAUUGAUGAUGAGAUCCUCGACGUUAAGCCCAAUCCGGAUGCGACCCAUAUCCUUGUGUCUCAAGAUGAGAAGAUACACCAUAGCAAUGAUGUCCAACGCAGAUACUGGUCCGAUGGUUCAUUUGUGGCUCUGCCCACCAAGUCAAUGGGUAGGACUGUUAUGACAUCGGACUUCCUCUCUGAGAUAUACGGUUUCAUCAAAUAUAGCGACGACGAUGAAGAUGUACCUGGGGAGCGUGCAGGAUCGGUGUUGGAUGUAUCUUCGGAUGGGUACUACAAUAGCGAUAGGUGUCUAGUAGACUUCCAAGAAUGUAGUGAAGCCAUCAAGUCUCUCUCGAAUGGGAGAUAUCACUGCGUAUUCAUGACUGAUCGCAGCCCUAUUCACUGUAAGUAUCCGGGAGAUGGAUUGAAUGUAAGGAUGAUGAACGUGAAACCUGGAGGCCAGCAACCGAAGAUGAGAGAUGGCUGGUUCAUGAAGAAGGGAAAGAGAGUCACGCAGAGCAUGGUAUUCCCCGAAGAUCAUCCCACGCAUCCUGGUGAAGCGAAAGGAUUACGACAAGUUGCUUUAGAGAGGUUCGGCAACAAUGCCGUGAGAGGGAAGCGCCAUGGGGACCUUGUCAGUUUACUAGGAGAAUGCGAGGACUUCAAGUCACAGAAGACAUUGCUGGAGGAGGAGGCAACUGCGAGGGGGGAUGUGGUUAUUUUCGGUGUGAAGUUUCACCCAGAGCUUGCCCCAAUCGAGGCGGCUUAUAGAAGUAUUGCUAAGCAUCUUCGUCUCUUGAAUAGGGCAGGGUCAUCAGCCGGGUUCGUUGAGCGCGUGGAAGCUGCAUCGCAAGUUGCUGACCUGGAUAUUACACUCAUCCGAAAGUAUUUUCGUUCAAGCCGCGAAUAUCUCAGGCAUUAUGUUGAGGGGAAGAGCUUAGAGGAAAUUGAAAGGCUGAGAAAAGAGAAGCGUAAACACCGGGGCGCGUCACCUGUACUAUUGGAGGGUGAGAAUCGCUCACAAACUGGCAAGUACAGCAGGCAAAGAUUGCGCUGA